AUGGCAGAAGGCCAGGAGACAGCAAAGAAAAUAACGAUUUUCGUAAAAACUCCUAAGGACAAACAUUCCAUCGAAAUUGAAGAAAAUGCGAGCAUUAAAGACUUCAAAAAAGCAGUCGCGGAAAAAUUCAGCGCCGCGAUCGAGCAACUCUGCUUGAUAUUCGCGGGGAAAAUAAUGAAAGAUCAUGAGACACUGGAGACACAUCGGAUCAAGGAUGGAUUGACAGUUCACUUGGUGAUAAAAACACCACGUCCGGCUGCUACGCAACCAGACACUGCGCCUCCGCCUUUAAGAUCAGUUCCGGAUAUUGGAGCGAAUCCCUUUGGGCUGGGAAAUAUCGGAGGACUAGCGGGCUUAGAGAAUUUGGGACUUGGGUCCGCGAACUUUGCUGAUCUUCAGCAACGCAUGCAACGCGAGCUACUGUCGAACCCAGAAUCCAUGCGGCAGGUUUUUGACAAUCCUUUGGUGCAAAGUUUGAUGGAAAAUCCGGAGAAUGUUAGGAUGUUGGUGUCGGCUAAUCCUCAAAUGCAAGAGUUGAUGCAACGCAAUCCGGAGAUCAGUCAUAUGUUGAAUAAUCCAGAGUUAUUGAGACAAACAAUGGAACUAGCCCGGAACCCAUCAAUGCUCCAAGAAUUAAUGCGCUCUCACGACCGAGCCCUAUCGAACCUCGAAAGCAUUCCAGGCGGCCACAGCGCUCUCCGACGCAUGUACCGCGACAUCCAGGAGCCGAUGCUCGCGGCAGCAGCCAACGAUCGCAACCCAUUUGCUGCGCUGGUAGAGAACAGCACUGACAGUGCAAAUAACCCUCAGCAGGGCCAAGAGAACCGGAACCCUCUGCCAAAUCCCUGGAGUCCUCCAGAGCGCACAGAGGGAGGAACUACAGGAACUGGAACCGGAACCGGAACUGGAACCACCACCGGGUCUCUAGGUGGGUCUCUGGGUGGCCUUGGUCGCGGCCUUCUUGACUCUCCAGGAAUGCAGAGCCUGACCCAGCAGAUGAUGGAGAACCCACAGCUGCUGAGAAACAUGCUUGGCUCACCUUACACGCGCUCAAUCCUCGAGGCGAUGUCCGACGACCCCGCGAUCGCUGACAGCAUCCUCUCCGCGAACCCUCACUUCAGGUCCAACCCGCAAAUGCAAGAGCAAAUGCGCACCAUGCUCCCGGCGUUCAUCCAGCAGAUGCAGAAUCCUCAGAUUCAGAGCGUGGUCACGAACCCCGACGCCCUGGCUGCGAUAAUGCAGAUUCAGCAGGGUAUGGAACAGCUCAGGACUGUCGCUCCUGAUUUUGUUGGGUCUAUGGGAGGACUGGGAACUUUUACUGCGCCACCUACUGGAACACAAGGAACCACUACUGGAUCUACAACAGGUCAGACUGGAACAACUGGAACAGGAACGACUGCCCCAGAAACCGGAACAGGAACAGGAACCGGAACAACAACCGCGAGCACCCCAGGAACUCAGGAUGCGUUCGCGAGCCCCCAGAACGCCUUUUCAAAUCUUUUAGCGCACGUUGUCUCUUCAAUGUCGCUCCACCAGCAGGAGAACGUUGACGGGCAAGGUGGCGUUGGUGUCGGAGGACAGAACCUCCCACCACCCGAGGAACGCUACCGCACGCAACUAGAACAACUCACGGCGAUGGGAUUCGUCAACAGAGAAGCCAAUAUUCAAGCUUUGAUAGCGACUUUCGGGGACAUUAAUGCCGCCGUCGAAAGAUUACUUGCCAACGGGCAAGUUUCGAUGAGCUAA
Molecule: messenger RNA, 1746 nt
Organism: Cotesia congregata
Lineage: Eukaryota; Metazoa; Arthropoda; Insecta; Hymenoptera; Braconidae
Source: the annotation of a GenBank genome assembly